Molecule: messenger RNA, 837 nt
Organism: Lithohypha guttulata
Lineage: Eukaryota; Fungi; Ascomycota; Eurotiomycetes; Chaetothyriales; Trichomeriaceae
Exons: 1
Coding region: 1-837 (278 amino acids)
Biological process (GO): protein phosphorylation
Molecular function (GO): ATP binding; protein kinase activity
Source: RefSeq, a predicted model, not a curated record
AUGUCAAACCCCACCAAUAUAGGAUACGAUCUGCUCGCGACAGGCUACACAUCAAAGAUCUAUCGCAUCCCCAACUCGGACAAAGUAAUCAAAGUCCUCAUCGACGACGAGCAACGUGGAUACAAUGCAAAGUUAUUCUUCGAGGCCGAACGUGCCGUCUAUGAACGUCUAUGGCAAGAUUCUGACCGUGAUCCCCCUCCACAAAGCGUGUUGAGAUACUUCGGUCCUGAUCCAACCUUCCCUACAGGUCUGACGCUCGAGCUAGCCAGCAAGGGAAACGUCUGGGACUAUGUCUUUCACAAUCGUCCUAUUGCCUCGGAUCUUGUGCUCCGAUGGGCAAAGCAAGCAGCUCAAGGUCUGGCGUUCAUUCACAAGUGUGGUGUCCUGCAUCGCGAUAUCCACGCAAUCAACAUGUUUCUCGACGAUGAGCUCAAUGUUAAGAUUGGCGAUUUUGGUGCUUCGUCAAUUGAUGGCGGAAAAGGGCUCUUGCGUUAUCGAGAAACACACCAGUUGUGGGUGGCGGAUGAGAAGGGCAACGGUUAUCGUACAGAGAUAUCAGUUCGGUCGGAGAUUGUUGCACUUGGCUCAUCGUUGUAUUUCAUCGUUACUGGACAGGAUCUGUUCGAAGGAGAGCUAAGGCUGGACCAGGAUGAGGAGAUUCAGUACCGCAUGCAGAGAAGAAUGUUGCCGAGGACAGAAAAUCUGCGUGUGCUCGGAGAAGUGACAAAGAAUUGCUGGAACCUGAAGUACCAGCAAAUGGAGGAUGUCGUGAAAGAUGUUGACCGUUUGUAUCCUCAAGAAGUGAAUAAUCUGCCAACGGCAAUCGAUUCGAUUUAG